AUGGUGCCACGCAGCCAGCGGCAGGGCCCGAGCGUGCAAGCGUUAGCAGUACGGCUGACCUGCAUUAGCAAAACAUUACAGCUGCAAUCACAGCCACAUCUAAAUUUCCGUAUUUUUACUUCCUUCCCACCUAGUACUGUUGAUUUCAUCGGAAGCUGCUAUUUUACGGAGAUCUGCAAAUGCAAACUGAAGAACAUCGCGUGUUUAAAGUGUGGUAACAUUGUCGGUUAUCAUGUGAUUUCUCCCUGCAAACCCUGCCUGCUGUCCUGUAAUAAUGGCCACUUCUGGAUGUUUCAUAGCCAAGCAGUCUUUGGCAUCAACAGACUAGACCCUUCUGGUGUGAAUGUAUUGCUCUGGGGCAACUUGCCAGAUUUGGAGGAAAGCACAGAUGAAGAUAUGUCCUGCAUCUCUGAGGAGGAGUACAUCAGAUAA
Pygoscelis adeliae (Adelie penguin) is the source of this 432-nucleotide messenger RNA. It is a transcript of the gene RUMY1, whose product is annotated as family with sequence similarity 72, member A. The record is from RefSeq and is a predicted model, not a curated record. Bases 1 to 432 code for a protein of 143 amino acids. The transcript has 5 exons. NCBI's taxonomy places the organism in Eukaryota, Metazoa, Chordata, Aves, Sphenisciformes, Spheniscidae. Gene Ontology annotation, cellular component: cytosol.